AUUGGAUUUCGAUACUCGUGGUAGGUAGAGUACAGAUAGCCCAUUGUGUAGCUUUACGCUUAACAACAACUAACCAACCAAGCAAUCGACAUUUUUAGGUCCAACAAUGUUGUUUUUAGAAUCAAAAUUCUGUCAAAACACAUUUUCACUAGGCAUGGAAAUAUUAUAGUGACAGGAACUUUUUAAGAGUUCAAGACAUUUUACGAGGUAGGCAAGUAGUCAAAUUCAAAAAUUUUGAUCGGGGAAACGGCUUACUACCAGUUUUAUAAAAUGGUAUUGUAAAUAAACAGUAGAAUUGAUUGGUUUUUUAGAUUGCACAAUAUUAAUCCGUAUUUUUUUAUCAUCCAUUUUUUUAUUCAAAGCGUAAAGUGAGAAUCCUUCAAAACAUUAAAUUUUCAAUCUAGUUUUUAUUUUUACUUUUCAUAAGCGAUCAAGUCCAGUAUCGAAAUUGCGCAUCGAGAGGAAAAAUUUGUUCAUUUUUGCCUUUAUCUCAGUUAUAGUUUGAACAUCUGAUGUAUUUAACAUUGGACGAUUAGUAAUACCAUAGACCUACUAUGAGUUCUCAUGGUUGUGCUCAUUUGACAAGUUUCAAGUCAGUCAAAGGAAUUCAGUCUUACCGAGUUUUACAUGCUUAUUUUGUUGCUGGAAUUACAGAAGAAGCCCGGAAAAAGAAGGCCCAGACUUGUUUUUGUCACACUUGUCAUCACACCUUUCGGUUACAUGCCUGUCUGUACUGUGUAUAUUUUGGUUGCUAUGAUGGAAAACAUAUUCGUGAACAUGCCCUUAAUAAAAGACAUUACCUAGGUAUUAAAGAGCAGUAUUAUGAAUGGGAACCAAGUAGUUUUGAACUAGAUCUACUUAGAAGAAACCCUCGUCGGAAGAGGAUAACAGAUAAUUGUUUUAUAGGGUUACGAGGGCUUAUAAAUUUAGGGAACACGUGUUUCAUGAACUGUAUUGUACAAGCACUAAUGCACACACCACUUCUUCGGGACUAUUUUCUUGCUGACUGCAAUGUUUGUCACUUCCAAGAUGACCCUUCCAUGUGUUUAGUCUGUGAAAUGUUGCAGUUGUUCCAAGAGUUCUACUCGGGAAAAAGUACUCCUCACAUUCCUUAUCGACUCCUUCACCUUGUGUGGACACAUGCUCGACACCUGGCUGGGUAUGAGCAGCAAGAUGCUCAUGAAUUUUUCAUAGCAACCCUAGAUGUGCUACACAGGCACUGUAAAGGUAGGAACUAUUCAUUGCU
Molecule: messenger RNA, 1246 nt
Organism: Limulus polyphemus (Atlantic horseshoe crab)
Lineage: Eukaryota; Metazoa; Arthropoda; Merostomata; Xiphosura; Limulidae
Product: ubiquitin carboxyl-terminal hydrolase 22-B-like
Exons: 5
Biological process (GO): protein deubiquitination
Molecular function (GO): cysteine-type deubiquitinase activity; zinc ion binding
Source: RefSeq, a predicted model, not a curated record